GAUUGGUGAAGGGCGGAUCAUUGUCGGGCAGUUCCGCCAGAGCAGCGCUCACUUAGAGAAGGCAGCAGCGGCUGGAGCGCAGUGAGUCAGAAUAGACAGGCUCCUGCUUUCAUUUACUGAGUUCCUGUCUCCGGGCCUGCUCUAAAAUCUCCUCAGCUAUCGCCUUUUAAAUGAGAGCACGGUUUUAUCUGGAUCCCGUGGAGGUGAAAAUUCAGUUUAGGAAACUGUUGAUUGAGAAUCGCUGCUAUCCUGGCUGCUGGUUAAUUUCCCCACAAACACGAAAGGUGACCAGACUCAACUUUCAGGAGUGUCCCAAGGACAAGCCACACUUUCUCUGGUUUGGGAAGAUUGCCACUCGUUAGUAUGAUGUCAUACCUCAAGCAGACUCCGUACGGGAUGAACGGGCUCGGUCUGAGUGGCCCCGGCAUGGAGUUGCUCCAUCACUCAGUGGGAUAUCCUGCGACCCCGCGGAAACAGCGGCGGGAGCGUACCACCUUCACCCGCUCCCAGCUCGAUGUGUUGGAGGCUCUGUUUGCGAAAACUCGUUACCCUGACAUCUUCAUGAGGGAAGAAGUGGCGUUAAAAAUUAACCUUCCCGAAUCCCGAGUACAGGUUUGGUUUAAGAACCGCCGAGCCAAGUGCCGCCAACAGCAGCAGAAUGGGAGCAGCAAGGCGCGGCCUCCCAAGAAGAAAUGUUCCCCAGGCCGGGAGAGCAGCGGCUCGGACAGCAGCGGGCAAUUCACGCCCCCGGCCGCCUCCAGCUCCUCGGCCAGUGGUCCCGGCACCAACUCCAACCCGGCCUCUGUGCUCAGCACACCGGCGGCGGCAGCGUCCAUCUGGAGCCCGGCGUCCAUCUCCCCGGGAGCAGCGGCCGCUCCGGAGCCCCUCAGCGCCGCCGGUGCCUCGUGUAUGCAGCGCUGUCCGUCCGGCUCCAGCGGCGCCUACCCUCUGCCUUACGGCCAGAGCAGCGGCUACAGCCAGGCCUACCCCACCUCGUCUUCCUACUUCAGCGGCGUGGACUGCAGCUCUUACCUAGCACCCAUGCACUCUCACCACCCGCACCACCCUCACCACCAACUCUCUGCCCAUGGCACCACUGGCCUCAGCCCAAUGAGCAGCUCCCCAAUGCCAGGGCACCACCUCAGUCAAAGCCCAGCUCACCAUCCUCACCAGGGCUACAGCGGGCCAGGACUGGCGUUCAACUCCGCUGACUGUCUGGAUUAUAAAGAGCAGGCCACGUCUUGGAAACUCAACUUCAACACCACUGACUGUUUGGAUUAUAAAGAGCAGGCUCCCUCCUGGAAGUUCCAAGUUUUGUGAAACUCUGUUUAACGCUCCAGUCUGGAGCCUUUUAAUCACUCUCCAACCCAAUUUUCCGAACUUGUUGCUCCUCUGUUCUGAUUUGACGGGGAGAGCAGACUGGGACUAACGUUGUUAACUGUUUGCUGGGUUCAUUUCCAUUUCUCCGUCUUUUCUCGGUGUUGGCAGUCAAAGCUGGUGUCUGUUUUAAUUGGAUCAUGCUGAGUGUAGGUGUUUGAGACCGAACCAAUCUCAUUGUCAUGCCCUAGGAUGCAACAUUAUUGUACAACACAAACCUGCUCAAACCUUUCAAUAAAGUGUAUUGAAUGAAAUGUACGGGAGCUCUCUGUCCGGUGGAAAUAUCGGUUCUCGGCUGGAAAUAGGCAAUUUUUGACCUAUACAUUUUUUUUAAAUGAAUUGAAUUCGUUUAAUUUUUCCUCCUUUCGGAGAAAAACAAACGAAUUCAACCCUGGUUCAUGUCCCUUUUUUAAUUAAAACUGAGUGCCAGUGAAGUACGGUAUGGAGAUGUUUGUCUCGAUGUUGGUCUCUGGUUGUUGUAGUUGGGAGGGAUGGGUGGGGAGGGCACAUUUUGUGUAAGUGAUGGUGCCGCUGGGUUUUUUUUUCGUCAGUAAAUGGAGCUUAUUUUGUGAAUUAAACAUUUCUUCAGUGCAGUGUCUGACAGUCUCCAUGGCCCGGCCAUUCUGUAGGAGAUAGAGGAUAGAGCCCACGUUGGGUACAUGAGGUUAAUCCCCAAAUCUAUCGCAUUUACAUGGACUUUUCAAAUUGCCUUGAUAAAGUUUUGGAAAAAAGCUGCAAAGUAGCUUCUCCUUUCUGCGA
This is a messenger RNA of Chiloscyllium plagiosum (whitespotted bambooshark), 2136 nucleotides long. RefSeq names its product orthodenticle homeobox 1 (gene otx1). The record is from RefSeq and is a predicted model, not a curated record. NCBI's taxonomy places the organism in Eukaryota, Metazoa, Chordata, Chondrichthyes, Orectolobiformes, Hemiscylliidae. Gene Ontology annotation, cellular component: nucleus. Gene Ontology annotation, biological process: regulation of transcription by RNA polymerase II; multicellular organism development. Gene Ontology annotation, molecular function: DNA-binding transcription factor activity, RNA polymerase II-specific; RNA polymerase II cis-regulatory region sequence-specific DNA binding.